AUAAAAAUAAACGCUAUAGUAGGCCUUUCACAGUAAACAUUUCAUUAUAAAUAAUAAAAACCUAAAUCAUUAUCCAAUGUCUCACAGAGGUCUAUCAGAUACACGUUCUGAAUAUUUAGAAGUUAGUGAAUACAAUUUUACAUGGCCAGGAGAAAAUGGUACUUUACAUGAUUUUGGGUCUACUAAUUACACAAUGCCCAAUGGACCGUGGUACUGGCCUUGGUGUCCUUCAUGGCGGGUUUCACAACAUCCAUUAUUUCAACUCUCCAAUCUACUAUUCAUAGCUUCUUACUGCGCACCGAGUACUAAAAAAGGCCAAUUAUGGAUGCACACUAUUUUGAUAUUUGGUUUCAUGUUAUACUCCAUUUGGGCUUGGCACGUUAUUUGCUCGCCGGAUGCCUUCUCUUGGAACUUUGGCUUUGUUUUCAUCAAUCUGGCACAAGUUGUCUACUUGGUGUAUGAAAUGAGACCCGUCAAGUUCGAUCCGGAGCUUGAAGAGGUGUAUCACACAUUAUUUGAACCAUUUAAGGUCUCUAGGCAUCAAUUUAAGCGGAUGGUAUCACCAGACUUCGCUCACGUUAUGUCACUGCACGCAGGGGAAGCUUACGCCAUGCAAAACCUCACCAAGACGGAUAGGCUCGGCUUGUUGCUAUCCGGAAAGGUGAACGUGAUGAGUGGUCAUCAGUUUCUUCAUCCGAUACUUCCAUGCGAGUUUCUCGAUUCACCAGAGUUCGAGUCAAGUAGAGCUACUAUCGACGAGAAGUUCAAGGUGUCUAUAGUAGCAGCUUCAUCGUGUCGCUACGUGUACUGGCAGCGUAGUUCACUUGAGUAUUUAUUCGUAAAGGAGCCGUACCUAGCCUGCGUGGUCACGACAUUGAUCGCGCGAGAUAUAACCACCAAGCUAUACGCUAUGAACAAUAAGAUCGUUACAGAGAGAGGCUCCCAUCUUGAUAUACGGUUGCCAAGUAUAUCGCACGCUCUCGCCCGAAGCCCGAGGAAAUUGCGUUCAAUGAGAGCACCGCCUCCCACCACAGUUCAGCCGGUUCCGCCUGAGAAACGGUCCAAUUACUGGUGUAACUUGAACAGCUCACCGAAUCCUCACAAACGUAAUGGUAUUCCAUCAUCGUUACCCGAAGCAGACGAGGAGUUAGUUCCACUUGCAGAAAAUGAAGCCCCUGCAGCAUCAUCCGAUGAUCUUUCAAUAGCAGAUAGCUGCCCUGACACCUCCUCCAAGUAUCAUAGUUGCGAAGCCGUAGAGACGGAUGACGAACUAAGACAUUAAAUUCCAGUGAAAAAUCAAAUAAACAUUGUACCAUUUAUGUUAUGGGCUACAUAGAAGUAUUAUACUAUCGUCUCGUAGUGCGAGUCGUACUAAACCCACCUCGGCUCGAACAAUUUUAAUUUUUUUUUAUGUAAUUAAGAGACGAGAUUAGCAGGAUGUUCAGUUGAUAAAAAUUUGUCCUGCCAAUUACAAUGCAAUUCUUGAAGAACAGAUAAAUUCUGAGCGGCAAUACAAUAGCGCUCGUCACCUCGAGACAUAAGAUGUUAAGUCUCAUUUGCCCAGUAAAUUAACUAGCUACGGCGCCCUUCAGAUCGAAACACAAUAAUGCUUACACAUUUUUGCUUCACGGCAGAAAUAGGCGCCGUUGGGGUACCCAUAAUCUAGCCGGCAUCUGUGCCUCCCACUGGUGUUUUAAUUACAAAUAUAUUGUUAUACUUGUUGUAUAAGACUUAAGUUAACGGAAAAUAUCGUUUAGAUUUUGAUUUCCUUAAGAGUGUCGAAAUAUACGUUUAAUGCGGCAUAAAUCACCGUAUCUUUUUGUUAACUUAGAAGUUUGAUUUUUUUACAGCUUCAAGAGACUGUAGACCUGAGUAUAUCGUUUCAAUUUAAACUCGAUACCUCCAAGCGUUCCCGAGAUCUGACACAGAUCAAAGACAUACAGACGGACGGACCAAAAAGUGAUUUUUUUUCGCUUUUAGGCCUUUAGAAAAUAAAAUUAUCGUCCAUUCAAAGAAUUGAUAAUUGAAAAUGAAUUAUUUAUGAUAAUAAAAUUAUGUUGCUUAUGA
Messenger RNA from Leptidea sinapis, 2067 nucleotides. RefSeq names its product popeye domain-containing protein 3-like. Lineage: Eukaryota; Metazoa; Arthropoda; Insecta; Lepidoptera; Pieridae. The coding region runs from base 77 to 1282 and encodes 401 amino acids. The record is from RefSeq and is a predicted model, not a curated record. The transcript has 8 exons. Gene Ontology annotation, cellular component: sarcolemma. Gene Ontology annotation, molecular function: cAMP binding.